Mesocricetus auratus (golden hamster) is the source of this 1054-nucleotide messenger RNA. It is a transcript of the gene Sumf2, whose product is annotated as sulfatase modifying factor 2. The record is from RefSeq and is a predicted model, not a curated record. Lineage: Eukaryota; Metazoa; Chordata; Mammalia; Rodentia; Cricetidae. The transcript is spliced from 9 exons. The coding region runs from base 63 to 962 and encodes 299 amino acids. Gene Ontology annotation, cellular component: endoplasmic reticulum.
GAGGAAGACAGUCGGGUGACCGGCUCUGAGCUGACGCAUGCGUGUUGAGUCCUGACUCCAGCAUGGGUUCCUCGCUCCCUGUCUUGUCUCUGCUGUGGAUCCUAUCCAGUCCCAGACUUCAGCUAGGAAAUGCCCAGGCACCUGCCAUGGUGCAGCUGCCAGGCGGGCGAUUUUUGAUGGGGACAGAUGCUCCUGAUGGCAGAGAUGGUGAAGGGCCUGCCCGGGAAGUGACAGUAAAAUCCUUUGCCAUUGAUGUAUUUCCAGUCACCAAUAAAGAGUUCAGGGAGUUUGUCCGGGAGAAAAAGUACCGGACUGAGGCUGAGACAUUCGGGUGGAGCUUCGUCUUCGAGGAUUUUGUCUCCCCAGAGCUUAGAAAUCAAGCAAAUCAGAUGCCGUCAGUUCUCUGGUGGCAACCAGUGCAAAAGGCAUUUUGGAGGCAGCCUGCAGGGCCCGGUUCUGGCAUCCGAGAGAAACUGGAGCUUCCGGUGGUUCACGUGAGCUGGAACGAUGCUGGCGCUUACUGCGCAUGGCGGGGGAAGCGCUUGCCCACCGAAGAAGAGUGGGAGUUUGCGGCCCGAGGGGGCUUGAAGGGGCAGGUUUAUCCAUGGGGGAACCGGUUCCAGCCAAACCGAACCAAUUUGUGGCAGGGAAAGUUCCCCAAGGGUGACAGAGCUGAAGACGGUUUUCAUGGACUGUCACCAGUGAAUGCUUACCCCCCACAGAACAACUAUGGACUAUAUGACCUCAUAGGCAAUGUGUGGGAAUGGACGGAUUCCACAUUCCAGUCUGCUGGCCAGGACAUGCGUGUCCUCCGGGGGGCAUCAUGGAUCGACACAGCUGACGGCUCUGCCAAUCACCGGGCUCGGGUCACCACCAGGAUGGGCAACACUCCAGAUUCAGCCUCAGACAACCUGGGCUUCCGCUGCGCUUCCAGCACAGGCCGACUGAAGGAGGAUCUGUGAGCAUCCAGGCAGGGAUAGAGAAAGCCCUCCUCAGUACCGUGUCUCCCUAACCAUGUUCCAGAGGUGUGUGGAUAUCAAGUUCUUCAUCAGCA